AUGAUUACCGAUCGCAACAAAUUCAAUUUUGUUACGAUAUGUAUUGGCUUUAGUUUCCUGCUCACCAAUGCAAGCGUGGCGUUAGCGCAGGCAACGAGUAAUGCGCAGCAGGAGACAAAUCAACAGCAAUCGAAAGACCAAAAUCAGGCGGCAGUUGCAACGAUAUCGGUGGUCAGCAGCAAAGAUGACGCGGCGAAUGCGAUUAUAAACGAACCAAUAAAUGGUGUGGUGCACGCAUUCAGUCCGCGCCUGGAUUACAGCAACGAAUGGCGUCCCGUGGGCCGUGGCGACCCACUGAAAAAUGAUCCCACAUUCGACUACAGUCCGCCAACGCUAGAACAUGUACGCUAUUGGGCGGAAACCACAAAGGACAGCAGCAGCAGCAACAGCAAGGAGGAGAGUGGCAGCAGUAAGCAGGAUGCAAAUAGUGCGCGCUUGCCACAUCCCAGUAAACAAGACAUCCUAAUGCUAGGCAUGCCGAAUGAGCACUUGCGCGGCAGUAGUGCGCAUGUUUCACAAGCCCCGCAUCAGCAUGUGCAUAUGGGUCCACAUGGCAUGCCACACCUGCAGCCAUACCAUCAACCUCAUCCGGGCGGCGUGAAAAACGCUAAAGGCGAAACACCCCUCCUGCAGCCGAAAUACACCUCGGUGCGUCGCAGUUACUAUGCACAGCAACUGCCAACGCGCCUAAUGCCACCACCAAUGCAAGCGAACUCGCCGCCGAUCAAUACUUUCAACGUGCCUAUGAAGCCAUCGCAAGUGCACACCGAAUAUCGUCACAGCAUGUCCGGAGUGCCGCAUGUUUCCACCAUGCCCAGCAUGGGACCAUCUUCGAUGGCAACCGUGACCCAUAUGAAGGCGCAUCAUCAUGCUAGCAUGUCAACACCUUCAUCCUCGUCAUGGAUGUACAGCUCACCGCCCGCCAAGCAACAUCUACAGCAGCAUCACCCGUACGCUAUGCCUAGCGGCUCUGCUGCUUCCAUGCCCACGUCUUCGCAAUCAUCGCGCAUGCCACUUCCUCAUGCCUACGAUUCACAUCCACAGGAUUCCCAUCACUACUUCAGCUACACGCGUCCGAGUGCGAACAGUUUGUCCUCGCAUAUGCCACAAGAGUCUUACUCGCCGAAUUCCUUGCGGCACAGCGCCAGUAGUGCCAAGCAAAGCGGCACAGGGCGAAAACCGUGGCUACAUGAGCUGUUGCAGAAGGAAGUCGUGAAAACUUCUGCCAAGCCCAGCUACUCGGCGUCCACCAACAAGUUUGCUUACGAGACAACAAAACCAAUUUACGAGCGCAUGCCGUCGACGAACUCGAUAAGCGGCGGCUUCACACCAUUCACGCCUGUCACAUUCGUCUCAGCUCCACCAACUAUUGCGACGUCGACAACGACAUCAACAACUACUACGACGCGUGCACCACAGCCUCCACCGAACGCAAUCACUCCGAGCUCCUUUUAUCCAACUACGAGUACGACAUAUACCCCACCCACUACCAGUGCUACAGCGCGUGUAAUUUACACCACACCAACAACAACGACGACACCACGUACUACUACCUCAACAACAUCGUCGCGUCUGCUUAUACCGACAACCAGCAAUUUGGCAUACCGGCCGACUGUCGCCCCAAUGCAAAUGACUACAGAUUCAUUAUUCUCACACUACAAGCAGCCUGAAGCACCGCUUAGAGGUCCGAUGUACCUGAUCAUAGAGGGUCAUUCGAAAGUGAAGAAAUACGGCAAGAAUGGUAUCAACUUGAACUUACCGAAAAUAGUGCCCGUAGUACCAAAACGUGAACCGGUAGUACGUGUGGCUGAGCCGGGUGAGGAAAAACGUGGAACGCCGGAGACCUUCCAAGUGCAACACCUACAUGUAAAGACCUCAACCACGACGACAACAACAGCAAGACCUGUAACGACACUGAAGUCCGUUACAAUGGCGAAGCCCGUGACCACCACAACAACUAAGCCUACAGCGUCCACGAGUACAGUGAAGCCAUCAACGUCUGCGAAGCCAUCAACGACAGCAAAACUACCUGCAUCAACCAACCCCACCAAAGCAGCAAUGAAGCCACUAAUAUCUUCCACAACAACGACCACACGACCUGCGGCAACCACUGCAUCUCCCAAGGCCAUUAGCACAACAGCAGCAACACCUAAAUCAACUAACAAAACUACCGACAAGACUGCAGGAACCGCUAAGCCCACCUCAGCCAUUGUCAAACCUUCGACAGCCGCUCCAAAGCCCGCACUCAACGAGGCACUAACAAAAAUGGAGCUGCCUAAUGAGCCACCAACUGGCAUGCAGGGUCUACUCAGUCUGCUUGACGCAUCGCUGGGUGGACUUUUCGCAGAGCAGCCACUAAAAACGCCUGCGCCAAUCCCUGCGCGUCUAAGUCAAACAAAGCAGACAACCACACCGAGUACCGUGCUACAGGCGGUGAAGUCAUCAACAAACACCGCUUUGCCGACGCAAUCCGCGAUAGUACCCGUCAUACCAGAUGCACGCAUACGCAGCAAUGCCGGCCGUAUUGUAGCUGCUGAUGCUGAUCUGUCAGGGUCAGCAGAGUUCAGCUUCACUACAGAUAUACCGCCACGUGAGGUGCGUCAGGUAUUCGAUUAUGAUCAGCGGCCGGAAUCACGUCUAAAAGAUUUUGUAAUCGAGAGCUUCGAUGGGGCAGAGGAUGAGGGCGCGUCAGCUUUCUACGAAGAUGAAUUCGAGGAGUAUAGCGACGACGAGAUCAGCAACGGUGGUGGCAAUCAACAGCCAAUCAAACGCAUGGAUACAUUCGCUGAUGGUGAUGAAGAAGAAUUCAUGGACGACUAUGAAGAUGUGGAGUUGGGGGAACAGGGUAUGGGUGAUGUGGUGCCGGAUGCGAAUUCCGUGCCGCUUGCACACACACAGGCAAAGCUGGCGUAAGUUCACAAGUUGACAGGCGCGCCACCACAGCAAAUGUGGUUGAUGGUGAACUUUGACCUUUCAAUGAGACCAAGAUCAAUAAUGUAUGAAAUUGGGUAU
Messenger RNA from Anastrepha obliqua, 3012 nucleotides. Its product is annotated as mucin-5AC. The transcript is spliced from 2 exons. The record is from RefSeq and is a predicted model, not a curated record. Lineage: Eukaryota; Metazoa; Arthropoda; Insecta; Diptera; Tephritidae. Bases 1 to 2913 code for a protein of 970 amino acids.